This is a messenger RNA of Melospiza georgiana, 17798 nucleotides long. It is a transcript of the gene CR1, whose product is annotated as complement C3b/C4b receptor 1 (Knops blood group). The record is from RefSeq and is a predicted model, not a curated record. Bases 1 to 9081 code for a protein of 3026 amino acids. The transcript has 63 exons. Lineage: Eukaryota; Metazoa; Chordata; Aves; Passeriformes; Passerellidae.
AUGACGGCUGCAGCAGCAGGAUGGGGGGCACCCCCCGACCCCCCGAGCUGUGGGCUGAUCUCUGUGCUGCUCCUGGCCCUGCUGGGGCUCCUCGGCGUUCCUGCGGCUCACGGUGACUGCGGGCCCCCGCCUGCCAUGACCCACUCCAGCCCCUCCAGCAGCUCCAGCAGCUUCCCGGUGGGAUCCAGGGUGACCUUCAGCUGCUCGGGGGGAGCCCGCAGGAUCCCGGGCAUGCCCGACACCGUGGAGUGCCUGCCCGGCGACAUCUGGUCCAGGCUGGCCGAGCCCUGCGGCCGGAGCUGUGCUGCCCCAACCAGGCUGAGGUUUGCUGCCCUGUCCAAGGAGGAUGAGAGGAGGAAUUUCUUCCCUGUUGGCGCCAACGUCAGCUACGUCUGCCGGCCCGGCUACGAGAACUCCUCGGAGAUUUCCCCCUCCAGCACCUGCCUGGAGAACCUGACGUGGUCACAGCCUGCUGAGCUGUGCAGGAGGAGGUCCUGUGGCACCCCAGGAGCUCUGCCUGGAGGGAGGAUGGGGCCCCUCGGGGACCUGCAGCUGGGAGCACGGGUGGAAGUGUCCUGUGAGGAUGGGGAGCUCGUGCACAGCCAGGAGAAGCUGGACGUGGUGGAAGUCCUGGUCCUCCAGAUUCCCCACCCGCUGCAGAGGAUAAUUUCAUCCAUGAAAAGGGAGAAUUUUGGCUUCGUGGGAAGGGACUGUGGGCCGCUGCCAAAUAUCAGCCACGCUGAGCCCCGAGGAGACAGCAAACACCAGCAGAGCUUCAGUGUGGGCUCCACAGUGACUUUUCGCUGUGUCCCGGGUUACACCAAGCUCCCCUCUCUCUCCGACACCAUCCAGUGCCUGUCGAACUCCCGCUGGUCCAGCCUGCCAGAGUUCUGUGGCCCUUAUGAAAACACCACAGUCCAGCCCCCCACCAGCACCUGUUUGGACAACUUAACGUGGACAGAAGUUCCUGAACUGUGUCAGAAGAAAUCUUGUGGUAUUCCAGCCAAUCCAGAACAUGGCCAAGCCAUCCUAAAAGAUAUCCUAAAAGAUCAUCUGCUGGGUGGAACAGCCAGAGUGGUUUGUGACCGUGGGUACAGACUGAAGGGAGCAUCACCUUCCAUCAGGUGUCUCCUAGAGGGCGACAAAGCUGUCUGGAGUCCUCUUCCAGCUUGUCAGGUGAUUUCCUGUCCCCCUCCUCCAGCCAUCCCCCACGGGCAGCACAGUGGGAACAGCUCGGGGCAGUUCGUGCUGGGCUCCGUCGCAACCUACACGUGUGAGCCGGGGCUGGAGCUGGUGGGGCAGGACACGCUGCGCUGCACCGGCGACAGCGGCGACAGCGGCGACAGCGGCGACAGCGGCACCUGGAGCGGGGCCCCGCCCGCCUGCCGGGUUAAAACCACAGCAGAGACAAACCAAACCAAACCCUCAGAAGAGAAUCCUUACUGGCUGGUUCCCCCAGUAGCCCUUGGAAUUCUAGCUGGGAUCAUCGUGAGACGAAAAGAGAGUGAAAAGCACUCUUAUAAUGUGAAUUCACAAAAGCAGGAGGUGAAGGGAAGGGAUGCAGCGAUGCACCUGGAGGUUACAGAUGAGAAGAAGCUCCCCAAGCCCUGGAAUUCCUAUUUUUGCCACACAGGGAAGUGCCACGUGUGUCCCAGCUGUGAGGAGCAGCUCCACAGUGCCCUGGCCCCUCUCUCAGAGCCCCCACACCACGGCUGUGCCGCCUGCCAGGACUGGCUGAGCUCCCAGCCCCAAAAGCCCCGCAGCUACUCGGUGCCCAGCGUUGGUGAUGGGGACAGCCAGAGCCCAGCAGGCACCAGCUCUCCUGCCAUGGAUGUGCUGAGGGCAGAUGGCACAGGAGGAGCUGCUCCGUGGAGGAGUGAGGCAGAGCAGCCCAUGGACCACCAAAGUGACCACAUCUGUCCCAUCUGUGAGAGCUGGCUGCGUGCCCACACUGGCCAGGGGGACAGCAGGGCUGUGACACCGGGCGAGUGGCAGCACAAGGGCCCCCAGGGCCCCGUCUGCCCCCCCUGCACGGACAGACAGCUCCUGUCCCUGGUCCACGGGGACACAGCCAGCAGCCCCGUGUGUCCCCUGGCCGGGGAGGGCACCCCAGCCCACCUGGUCCCUCCGCACAGCCCCGGCUGCCACCUGUGCCCCGUGUGCUCGGUGCCCAGCCACGCUCACCUGUGCCAGCCCCAGCGCCUGGCACCUGAUGCAGCAGCAGCAGCCUGGGGCACCUGCAGCCUCCUCGGGGUGCUGGCUGCGCUGCACGUCCUGGGGAGCCCCCAGGAGCUGCUGCCUGUGCCAGGGAUGGUGCCCACCUUCACCCUCUGCCUGCUGGGCAGCUGCGCCCUGCUCCUCAGCACCACGCCCAGGGCUCAAGCUGCCCGGUGCCCGCCGCCCCGCGUGCCCUACGGGCGGGUGUCCCCUCGCCGCUUUUCCUACCGGCCAUGGGACACCGUGAGCGUCACCUGCACCCCGGGCUACACCCUGCGGGGUCCGGGCAGCAGCACCUGCGGGGCUGCCUCCAGGUGGGACCCUCCUCUGCCCGAGUGCAGAAAGGAGGUGACAUGUCCCCGGGCACCCAACAUCGCCAACGGGCUGCACUCCGGGCUCUCCUCGGGCAGCUUUCCCCGCGGGGUCACCGUGUCCUACAGCUGCAGGGAGGGCUUCCAGCUGCUCGGCAAUGAGUCCAUCACCUGCACGGACUCGGGGCGCUGGAGCCGGCCCCUGCCCCGCUGUGAAGCGAUCGGCUGCCAGGUACCCGAGGUGCAGAACGGGCAGGUGCACAACGCGCAGAGCACCUACAGGGCUGGAGACACUCUGCACUUUGACUGCCACCCCGGCCAUGCAGCGGAGGGCUCCGAUGAGGCUCGGUGCCAGCCCGGGGGCGCCUGGGACCCGCCGGAGCUCGUGUGCCACAGGGUCCGGCCGUGCCCGAUGCCUCCGGAGGUGGCCAAUGGAAAUCACAACGGCCGGGACACGGCAGUGUUCACCAUGGGAAUGUCUGUGAGGUACAGCUGCGAUCCCGGCUAUUACCUGGUUGGAAAUGCCACUGUGACCUGCAGAGCAUCGGGGAACUGGAGCCAGCCCCGGCCUCGCUGCCAAGAGGUGACAUGUCCCCGGGCACCCAACAUCGCCAACGGGCUGCACUCCGGGCUCUCCUCGGGCAGCUUUCCCCGCGGGGUCACCGUGUCCUACAGCUGCAGGGAGGGCUUCCAGCUGCUCGGCAAUGAGUCCAUCACCUGCACGGACUCGGGGCGCUGGAGCCGGCCCCUGCCCCGCUGUGAAGCGAUCGGCUGCCAGGUACCCGAGGUGCAGAACGGGCAGGUGCACAACGCGCAGAGCACCUACAGGGCUGGAGACACUCUGCACUUUGGCUGCCACCCCGGCCAUGCAGCGGAGGGCUCCGAUGAGGCUUGGUGCCAGCCCGGGGGCGCCUGGGACCCGCCGGAGCUCGUGUGCCACAGGGUCCGGCCGUGCCCGAUGCCUCCGGAGGUGGCCAAUGGAAAUCACAACGGCCGGGACAAAGCGUUUUUUACCGCUGGGAUGUCUGUGAGGUACAGCUGCGAUCCCGGCUAUUACCUGGUCGGAAAUGCCGCUGUGACCUGCAGAGCAUCGGGGAACUGGAGCCAGCCCCGGCCUCGCUGCGAAGGCACUGUCUGCAUCAAUCCAAUCGUAGCCAACGGAAGGCAAGUUGGUGGCCACGGGCUCCUCUCUGCCCCCGGGCAAACGGUGACAUUCCAGUGCCACGAUGGGUACAGCCUGCAGGGCAGUGCCAGCCUGUCGUGCCAGGAGGAUGGCAGCUGGCAGCCCCCUGCUCCUGUGUGUGACAGAGCACUGCCCCACCACACCUCCUUCACCAGGUCUCCAGGUGCUUGUGGUGCUCCCACAAGGUUACAGUUUGCUGAGCUAAAUGAGGAGCACAGGAAUGCCAUUGAUUUUCCUGUUGGGAAGACUGUGCAUUACACUUGCCGCCCUGGAUAUGCAAAAGUGCCAGGAAUGUCACCUACUCUGACAUGCCUUGAGAGAGGAGUGUGGUCAGAAGCACUAGAGUUCUGUAAAAGGAAACAGUGCAGUCACCCAGGUGAGCCUGUGAAUGGCAAGAUUGUUUCCCUGACAAAUCUCCAGCUUGGCUCUACAGUGGUUUACAGCUGUGAGGAAGGGCACAGGUUAGUUGGACAAGCCAGCAGACGCUGCGAGAUCUCUGGGGGCCGUGUUGCAUGGACUGGCCACACUCCCCUCUGUCAGCGCAUCCCUUGCGAGCCCCCGCCGGACAUCCCCAACGGGCAGCACUCGGGCCGGCUGCAGAGCGAGUUCCACUACGGCACGGCCGUGACCUACAGCUGCAAGCACGGGCUGCCCCUGCACGGGGAGCCCUCCAUCCACUGCACCACCCGCGACGGCCACAGCGGCGUCUGGAGCGAGCCCCUGCCGGCCUGCGGAGAGGCGAGCUGUCCCGUCCCACAGAUCCAGCACGGCAGGAUCGUGGCUGCCAGGGCUGCCUACGCACACAGGGACACCGUGACCUUCCAGUGUGACCCAGGCUAUGCCAUUCGUGGCCACAGAGAGAUCCAGUGCCAGCCAAACAACACCUGGGAGCCGCCUGUGCCCGUCUGCGAGCAGGCUGGCUGCAGAGCCCCUGCCAGGCUGGGCUUUGCCGAGCUCAAGGAGCCCUACAGGAACCAGACAGUGUUUCCUGAGGGGAGCAGGGUGGAAUUCGAGUGCCAGCCUGGCUACAGCCAGCUCCUGGGUGUGUCACCAGCCAUCACCUGCCUCAGCAACCAGACGUGGUCAGCAGCGCUGGAGUUCUGUAAAAAGAAGCAGUGCCCCAACCCAGGGAACCCAGAGAAUGGCAGAGCUGUUGUCCUGACAGAUCUCCUCCUCGGGUCCAAAAUCAAUUACACUUGUGACAAAGGGUACAAGCUGGUGGGAGGCUCCCAGAGAAUUUGUGAGGUCUCUGGCACACAUGUCUCGUGGAGUGGGGAUCCUCCUGUCUGCCAGCGUGUCACCUGCGCUGCCCCUCCGGCCAUCCCCAAUGGGACACACAGCGGGGGCUCCAGGGACACCUUCUCCCUUGGGGACGUGGUCACCUACACCUGUGCCUCGGGGCUGGCCCCAGCUGGAGACACCUCCCUGUCCUGCACCUCUGGGGACGGGGAGCGUGGCACGUGGAGCGGGACGGUGCCACGGUGCCAAGAGGUGAGGUGCCCUGCCCCGCCGAGCAUCGCCAACGGGCAGCACGGUGCCAGCCCCGGGGCCAGGCACAGCCCGGGCUCCGAGGUGCGCUACACCUGCGCCGAGGGCUAUUCCCUGCUGGGCAACGCCUCCAUCCGCUGCACGGCCCGGGGCACCUGGAGCCGGCCCCAGCCCCGCUGCCGAGUGCCACCGUGUCCUUCCCCUCCAACUAUCAGGAAUGGCCAGCACGAUAGCAAGGGGGUGGCAGAGUUCAUCCCUGGCAUGGCAGUGAGGUACCACUGUGACCCAGGCUACUUCCUGGCUGGGAAAAGCACGAUUUCCUGCUUGCCGUCGGGAGUCUGGAGCAUCCCUUACCCCCGCUGUGAAGUGAUCACCUGCAGCAGCCCCAGCAUCAAGGACGGGGAGGUGGCUGAGGGCCGGAGGGCCGUGUACCGCCCUGGGGACAACGUCACCUUCCAGUGCCACCCAGGCUUCGUGCUGAGGGGCAGCCGUGGGGCCAAGUGCCAGCCUGACAGCCGCUGGGUGCCCGCUGUGCCCACCUGCCAGCCAGCGCGGCCCUGCCCUCCGCCCCCCGUCAUCGCCCACGCCACGCUCAGCGCCGAGCCCGGGACCAACUUCACCAGUGGCACCUCCGUGAGCUACAGCUGCCAGCCUGGCUUCACCCUGCUCGGGGACCCCUCGGUGCUGUGCACGGCCUGGGGCAACUGGAGCCUUCCCUACCCUCGCUGUGCAGCCGGUUGUGGCACACCAACACUGUUGCUAUUUGCUGAGCUAAGCAAGGAAUAUGAAAAUCAGACUGAGUUUCCUGUUGGGAUGACUGUGAACUACACUUGUCGGCCUGGAUACGUGGAACAGCCACAGAUAUCACCAACUAUCACAUGUCUUGAAAAUCUAACGUGGUCUGAAGCCCAGGAGUUUUGCAAAAUGCUGCAAUGCCCUUCACCUCCCAAUAUUACCAAAGGAACCCAUGACAGCCAGGAUUUGGAGGUUUUUCCUGCUGGGAUGGUUGUGAACUACAGCUGUGAGCCUGGCUACAGCCUCCGGGGAGAGGCAUCCAUCCACUGCACCAGCUCUGGCAACUGGAGCCUCCCUCUCCCUCAGUGUGCAGGUGGCUGUGGUGCGCCUCCAAACCUGACCUUUGCUGAGCUAGCCAGGCAAUACAGAAAUCAGCAGGAAUUUGCUGUUGGGGACACUGUGAGCUACAGCUGCCGGCCGGGACACUCGAGACGCCCCGGAGUGCCCCAAACUCUGACUUGCCUCCAAAACCACACGUGGUCUGAAGCCCUAGAGUUCUGUAAAAGGAAGCAAUGUAGAUAUCCAGAACCCCCCAGGAAUGGCAGAGUUGUUGUUCUGACAGAUCUGCUUUUUGGGUCAACCGUGAGCCACACGUGUGAUGAAGGGUACAGACUGGUUGGAGAGUCCCACAGGAGAUGUGAGAUUUUGGGACGAGAUGUUGCCUGGACUGGUCUGCCUCCUAUCUGUAAAAGGGUGGUGUGCCCAGCCCCACGGGUCCAGAAUGGGAGCGUGGCUGUCCCCAGGCCCCGCUACACCUACGGGGACUCUGUCACCUUCAAGUGCCACAGAGGCUUCACCCUGCGAGGCCACCCCACGUCCCAGUGCCAAGGGGACAGGAGGUGGCACCCACCUGUGCCUGUGUGUGAGCAGGAUGGAGUGUCAGAACGUUAUCACCACCCUGACCCCACAACAAAGCCAGCCGUGAAGUGUCCGCAGCCUCCGAGCAUCACCAAUGGGAGGCUGAAAGGGAACGCCUCUGCCACCUUUCCCCGGGGAGCUGCCGUGUCCUACAGCUGCGAUCCCGGUUACUCUCUGCUCGGGAACGCUUUCAUCAGCUGCACGGGCUCGGGGACCUGGAGCCAGCCCCUCCCGCAGUGCAAAGAGAUCAGAUGUGAAUUCCCGGAUGUCCAAGGUGUUAAAAAAGCCAUUAAAGGAAGUACUUAUCGCUCUGGCACUAACAUCACUCUUGAAUGUGACGAUGGUUACGUGCUGGAAGGCAUCAGUCACACCCAGUGCCAGGAGGAUUUCAGCUGGGACCCUCCCGUGCCAGCCUGUAAACUGAGGGCCCCGGCGGGCGGGCCCGGCCAUGGCGGCGCCGCGCUGAGGGCGGGGCGGGCCGCGCAUGCGCACCCGGCCCCGCGCUGCGUCUCCGGCGGCGCCGGGAGGGAGCGGAGCGGCCGCGGCCGCGGCCCCGCUGCGGGCAUGGGGCGGCUCUCGGUGCUGCCAGCGCUGCUGCUGCUGCUGCUCUCCGUGCUGGUGCUGUGGCAGCUCGGCGGAGCCCGGGCUCAGGGCUCGUGUCCCAAGCCAGAUCGGCAGCAGAAUGCAGAGCUCGAUGAGGGCUCCAGGGAGCUCCAAGAUUUUCCACCUGGGACCAAAAUCUCCUUCACCUGCCGGCCAGGAUACAUUAGGGUCCCGGGGAAGUUGCUGACCUGGACAUGUGGUAAUAACUUGCAGUGGUCACAAACAAGCGUUUUCUGUACAGCAAGAAAAUGUAAAUACCCAGGACCCUUGGAAAAUGGUUAUUUUGAUGCAAGAGAUCUUACAUUUGGUUCAAAAUUGACAUUUCGUUGUAAUGAAGGAUACAGAUUAAUAGGUAAGGAAGAGAUUUCCUGUGAUAUCAAGAAUGGAGGUGUUGACUGGAGUGGAACGCUGCCUUACUGUGAAAUAAUUCCUUGUGAGCCACCUCCCAAAAUAGCCAACGGGGAGUACGAGGAGAGAGGCAGCUACGUGUACCAGAGCUCAGUGACCUACAGGUGCCUGGAUGUCCCCAAGGGCAGUGAUCCCUUCUCCCUCAUUGGCUCAGACACCAUUUACUGCACAUCUGAUGCACACUCAAAUGGAGUUUGGAGUGGGCCACCUCCAGAAUGUCGAGUGGUCAAAUGUGAAGACCCCAGAGUUGAAAAUGGGAGAAAAAUGUCUGGAUUUGGACUUCCCUACAGAUACAAGGACUCAGUUGUGUUUGAGUGUAAUCAAGGCUAUUUCAUGGUUGGAGCACAGGUAAUUACCUGUGAAGCAGAUAACAUCUGGGUUCCUCCACAACCAACCUGUGAGAAAAUUACUCCAGAGAUGUGUCUUGCUCCAAAGAUCCCCAAUGGGGCCCUGAUUCCAGCCAAAGGUGCCUAUGCAAAAGGAGAGGCUGUGCAGAUCAGGUGCAAUGCUGGCUGCUCCUUCCCUGAUGGCUCUGCAGAGAUGACAGUGACCUGUCAAGAACAGAGUUCCUGGGGUGCUUUACAGCACUGUUCCUGUGAGUCUGAAGGUUCUGGUUCCACACCAGUCAUAAGUCAUGGGAGAGUGAUAGAAGGACAAAAACCUUCCUACUCUGUGGGGGAUUUCAUUACCAUUGAAUGUUACCCGGGGUACACCUUGCAUGGCGAGGCUCGGAUUCAGUACAUUGGGAACAACCAGUGGGUGCCAGCUGUGCCAACCUGCCAGCUCAGUGAGUCUGAAGGUUCUGGUUCCACACCAGUCAUAAGUAAUGGGAGGGUGAUAGAUGGACAAAAACCUUCCUACUCUGUGGGGGAUUUCAUUACCUUUGACUGUUACCCGGGGUACACCUUGAAUGGGCAGGCUCGGAUUCAGUACAUUGGGAACAACCAGUGGGUGCCAGCUGUGCCAACCUGCCAGCUCAGUGGAUAUAUUAUAGCCAUCAUCUGUGUGAUUGUGGUAGCUGUGGUGCUCCUGGCAGCCUUCUGGAUCUACAAGAAAUUCUUCUCACAGAAUGGGUCUGGUGCUGCGUGGGUCAGCUGUGGACAAAUGUGCUCUGACUCGCACUGGGAGCCAGUCCUCGGUGUGGAGCACUUGGUGUGGCAGAGCACGGCCUGGGUUGAGUGCAGGCAGAUCAGGAGCUGCCCUGCUCAGGAAAAGUGAUAUUUGUGCCUAGGAGAUGGCUCUGGAGAGGCCACUGCUGGUAUGGGCAGCAAGAACAGGUACUUCCUUCACGAGUUUAAAGCACAAGGGAGAUAUUUCUUUCCUUUAUUAGACCACAAUAAAAGCUCCACAUUACAAUCCUGAAUUGAAGGUGGCCUAUUCCUUCAGUCCUACUCUUGCAGCCUUACAAAUGGAGUUAAAGACACUCUGUGUCUGAAACCCCCCAAAACCCCAAGGCAGGCUGAACACUGGGACAGGAUGGGGGUAAAAGCCUGUGCAGCUUUGUGUCCCUUUUAACUGAGCAGUGGGACAGUCAGGCCUGCUUGGUUUGAGUCACUGAUUUCAAUUCCUGCUAAGGGGAAUCUGUCAGAGCACUCUGCAGUGUCUUGUUUUAGCAUGGUGACUAUUAGAGGUGUGCUUAGAUAUUAGUGCUGUAGCUCCCCAUCUUGUGAUCCCCCUGCUCAUCUGAAAUUGCUUUGACUUGCCUGGAGUCAUCCAGUUCUCCUCCAGCUUUGCUCUCAGGAGAGUUCCUGGGCAAACCCUGAGCCUGUUUGGAGGGCACAGGAACUGCUGAACCCCUGGAUCCUGUGGAGAAUUCCAGAAUUCACAGGGAGCAGUGAGGUGAAACUGGGCAAACUCGAGAAGAGCACUGCACUUGCAUGGCUGAGGUCAGGGAAGGGCAGUAGGAAAGAAAGCUCAUCUAAUUUAGCCCUACACAGCCUGAGUGAGCAGCGCAUUGCAAAACUCGCUCCACUCAAACAAAUGAUCCACCUAAGCAGCUGCAACCAGAAAGGCCAUUUUCUAUUCCUAACUCCUGUACCUAAGCAUCACUUUGGAAUGUAAAGUACUGAUUGCAGGGCUUGAAAGCUCUCACAGGGAGAUGAUUGUUGUGAUUUGUACAGUCAGUUCAGGAACACGGUGUUCCCCCAACACCACCGCUCCAGCUCCUCCAGGUAAUGGCAAGAGAAGCCAUAUUUUUCUUUUGUGUCAUUCUAGAGACAAAAGAAUGUCCUGUGCCAGGGAGGAGCAUAAGGAAACAAACCCAGCCAGCUGUUCACUGAAGUAUAACCUGCCUUUAACCCAGACAGCUGAAAACAAGCCUUUAGUUUAACACUGCCUGCAGUACAAGGACCUGGAGAAAAGUACAAGCUGGAGAAAAGCACUGACCAAACACUCCUGGCUGACUCCCCCAGGCACACGAGAAUCCUGUUCCCAGGGUUUCCAUCAUUCCAUCCCUGAAAUGUCACUGUGUGUCCAGGAGCCACUGUCAGUGUUUAAAAAGCAUUUGGGCUGGAGAUCCAAAUGCAAACCCAGUGGCUGCUGUUGGGCUCCUGAGCGCCGUGAGUGUUUGUGGGGGGAGCUGCAGAGAUGAGGCUCACUCAGAAAUAGCUCUUCCUUGGAAAGCUGGAGGGCUGAAUCACAGUGUGUUGGCUCAGUUCUUAGCAGACGAGCCAUCACAUCUGCCUCCCUGUAGGCGAGGAGCCGUCACUGGCAUCGGGAUUGGCAGCCAGGUUCUGUCCCUUAGGAAACCAGGCAGUGAUGAUGAGGAAGGCGAAGGCUCGUCGUGGGCAGGGUCAGGAGGUGGGCUGGCAGCUCUGGGAGCAGGAGGGCUCUGCUCCCCUGUCCCUCUCUGUGCACAGAACGUGCCCCCAAGUUGAACUUUGGGCACUAAAUAAGUUCUUUUGCUCACAGGCAUUAACCACUGCUCUGCUGCUGGGAGGCUGAGACAGCCCUGAGCAUAUCCAUGGCUGGUGUUGUCCUGAGACAGCUGAAAAUAGGAGUGAGAUGGGCAAAUAGGAACACCAGGGAAAAAUGGGGAAACCUGGGAGGGGACAAGACAGCUCCUGAGCUAGGUACCUGAAACUGAAAGCAACUGAGGGACACCCCUGGCUUGAAAGGCUCUGGGGAGCCUGCAGAGCCCACCUGAUAGCCACAGAAAUGCAAAUGCACACAGAGUUUUUCUUCCUAGAACAGAGUGUGAGCCCUUAAAUACACGUCACUCCUGGUUCCCAGCAGUCCAGAGGAAGUCUUGGGGGAAAAAUUGAUGAGGGAACUAGUGGAAAGUUUUUGGAGGUAGCAAAGAAACAAAUUACAGAUAUGGAUUUUAAAGUCUCAGAGACAUGGGAUUUCUUUUGAGCUAGAGUUUUGGGCUCAGUGCCCCCACUGCUGCAGUAGUGUUAAUUCUCAAGCCUCCCCUCCAGGUUCAGGCAUGGGCACAGUUGCAGGAGGAGUAGAUUGGGAGUUCCUGAACCAACUGGUUGCUGACCAUGAGUCAGGGGAAUGACCUUGCAGCAGGCGGCUCACGGUGCCGCUCUCGGAGCCGUGCCAGGAUAAACGGCACUGGUAUCUCUGAGUGCUGGUGGAACCAUUUUGUGACAUUCCAGCUUGGCCUUGUCUCCUGCUGCCUUUGCACCGAAAUUGUUUGGGUGAGUGGGAAUGGGAUAGAGUAUUCCCUUUUUUCCUCACAGCCUGGGCUUGGGACUGUCUUAAUACAGAGAUAAAGGGGAUAUGGACAACUCUUAUCUCUUGCCUACAUCCUUGUCCAUUAACAUCAGCAUUACAGAUAUUUAACCAAAUUAAAUCUUACUCUCCCCCCCAGCCAUACCCAUAUUAAACUGUAAGAAAACACCAUGAUAAAGUUUAAAAAAUCCUACGCAGCAGCACUGAAUUUUCUGGAUGGGUCUGGGAGAGAUUUGUCAGAGGAGAGAGGGUAGAACACUUGGCAUUUAGACGUUUUAAUGAAUGUUCCCAAAUAAGAAAAGAAAAACAUUUGCUUGUAGCCUCUAAGCUUCUCACAGCGUCAGAAAGCUCCUGACACAGAGCCCAAUGCUGUAUUUGUAUAACAUGGAAAUGAACAGCAGCAGCAGCAGAGCUGCAGGCUCCGAGCCUGCUCUGUGAGCAGCAAAAUGGCCAGGGGUGCUGGGGCUCAUCUGAAUUCCUUCACCAUUUGGGGGGUCACUAGGUGGGCCUGAUACCCCUGACCCUUCAGGUAUGGUUUCAACUCUAACAUCAGUAUGAAAUGAAUAUUUCUAAUCAUAUUCAAGCUUGUGCCCCCAUCAGCUCCACUCCCUAAAGCACCGACAGGAACCAACAGCAAAAUUCGUCUGCGUCACAGAUGUAACAUGACCAUCGGCAAAACAAGAGCAGAGGAGAUCAUGGCUGUCUCGUCCCUCACAGAGCCUUCCUUCACUAGCAGACAAGAAGAGGUAAUGCUUUUAAAUUUAUACCAUGGGCAUGUGAAAUCCUGCCCUUCCUUGCCCGAAUCCCGCGGUCCCCGAGCGGUCAGAACGCCCGAGAAAACUGCGUGUGUUUUGUCGGCGUGGUACGGAACGCUGCGUCACGAUGCUGCACCAAGGCCGAGGCAGAGCAAACCCCACUCCCCAGAGCAGGGAAACCCAGAUACAGGAACAUGAAUCAGCUCAUGCAGUGUCACACACACAAGUGUCAGAGGGAGGGAGAAAUCACAGCUUUCCCCAGUCCUUUUGCGGCACUGUGCGGAAAACGAUCGCGGAACAGUUACCCAGGUACAGCUCACGGUGACAGUGCCACCCCUGUGCACAUAAUCACUGCUGUCCUACAGAAAUAUGCCAUGUCCCCUUCUUAGCCUUGUUUCCUGCCAGUCCCACAGAUUUACCUGCUGACAGUAACCUCAAUUCCUGAGUAAUGAGAUUUACAGCUGGAGUUUAACAUUGAAAUAACUCCUCUUAUAUCCGUCUCCUUACCCUCCCUGCAUUUAGGCACAGUUAAACCAUCGCUGUGGCCAAAACAUGAUGGCAAAAAGAAUUAAACCAAAUACAUCCUUGUGCUGAAGACACUCAACAGCCAGUGGCACCUCCUUGAAAGCCAUGAAACAACAGCACCAGCUUUACAAAGUCAGGGCUUCUCCACCCCAAAACCAUAAUGGGGAAAACCACAAAGAGCUGUCCAUGCAACCAACAUUCGAGAAAACAGACUCAACCCACCUAUCAUCCGCACAACCCAGUAUCAUGCCUUAGUCCAGCUCCUGGCUGUACAGAACACCUCUACAGCUGCCUGGGACUGGUCUCCUCUGUGUGUGUGUAUUUCUGCCUGUCUGUCUGUCUGCAGGGACCACCGUUGUCGCUGCUGUUCCUGUUGUUCCCCUGCUCUGCGGAUCUGGCGCUGCGGGAGGCAAGGAUGCUCCGAGGGAGCCAGCUACAGCCAGCGAAGGCUCAGUGCAAUCCCUGCCCCAAGCAGUUCACAGUGCUGCCAACACUCCAGCACCUCAGAAAGGAGAAGGAAGCAAGGAGAAAAGCCCUGAACCCCAGUACUUUCCCCUGCACCGUGGGCUGCAGCUCUGACACGUCAUCAUCAUGACUGGAUGGUGAAAGGAGACCUCCUGGGAUCACCCAUGGGUGAAGGACUGCACCCAGCACAGCCAGCAGUGACCAGCCCCUGUCCUGUCUGCUGCCCGAGGGACGCCUGGCAUCCGGGACCCGAGCUGGUGUGGAAGCGUCUGGAAGGCACCCGUCUACCUGUCCCCAGUGCUUUUAAAAACUGGACGACGUGCCCUGCAAUGAUCACUGCGUCACCGUUUGCCACUUUGCGAACUACGCAGUGACAAACCUCCGAGCUCCGAAUCGCAGGGCGCCUGUUAACCCCUGCGCCAGCCCCGUGCCGACAUGCCAGCCUCCAGGGACACGGGGGGGGAUAGAAAGCCCAGCCAAACCAGGAAAACAGCAGUCUUUGCAAAGUUGUCAUCUCUCCCCCACGACUACUACCCUCCUCUGCAGUACAGUAAUGCCGGCAGGAGUGACAUUAGUACAACCUGUGCCGUCGCUCCAUUGAGAAAACAGCUCUGACGCAGAACAGAGCAAUCCUACCCAGCCAAAAUAAUAAUAAAGGCACUUUGGGAUCCGAACUCAGGGACGCCGGGGGAAAGGGACGCCCUGCAAAUAAUCCAAAUACGUAGCUGCAGCUCCAGCCCCAUCCUGAUCAAAGGGUACGUACGUGAGGGAGACGAACUGGACCGAGGAGCCGUGCCCGUGCACCAUCUGCGCAGUCCUCAGCCCUCCGCUCGCUCUGGAGCGCCGCAGAAGAGAAGGUUCCAGAAAUUUCCUUCCCGUUAACCCUUUCGGUGUCUGCCCACUCUCCCUCCCCGUGGGAUUAAGCGCGCAGGGUCUCCAGCAUCGUCAAUGGGCGAAGCCUCCUACGCCAAGCGAGCCCCAGUACGAGGUGCAAAUGGCAGUGGAUGGUGGCAGGAGCCCACUCCGUGGUGUUGGUGGCACUUCUCUUCCUGGAGCCCUCUCUGCCUCUCUUGCUGCCUCUCUCCCCUCUUGCUGCAGCAGGGCUGUUGCUGGUAGACCUAUCGACGGAGCUUGCUCUCUCACUCUCUCGCUGAGCUCUGUGACGCAGCUCUAAAUUCUCCAGCCUGCUCCUUGUGUUAUAAGAGCGGAACUGCAGCUUUCCAGGGAGCCCGUGCCAGCGGUGCCAGGGCCAGGCAGACCGGAGGGAGUGUCGCUCCUGGACUCUGCACCUUUUUUUGGCAAUUAUUCUGUUCCUCACCUCUGUUCCUGCGCUUCCUCCCCGGCUCUCAGCCUCGCAUCUCCUUCUCUGCUUCUGAGUCAUACUUGCAUACAGGUUAACUCUUUUAGGAUUGGUAGUCAGCAGUACAAAUCUCGAGCGAUAGCAGCUGAAACCACAGCCAACUUUUUUGGUGUUUUCUGCUUUAAAAAAACCAAAGCAAAUCUUGCUGGCUCUAAAAAACAAAAACACGUGCGCGCACACACACGUUGCAGUGGAGAGUUGGUGCUUUCUGAUUAACUGUUUUGGUGUCAGGAACCACUGCUUGACUUCCUGAAAUGAAAUAUUUUAGGCCCAUGUCCUGCAAAUCCUGAGCAGACAGAUCCCCUGAAGCACAAGGCAGCUUAGGAGGAGCUGCUGCUGUGAUCAGAUGCAGGACUUGUGGGCACGAGGCUACUGCUGGCCCCACAAGCCCCUGCUCUGCUGGCCACAAGACACUGAUCUGAGCGUGCUUUAGCUGCUGGGCAGAUGCAUGGCGUGAGAUAAGGUGCUGGAAGUGCUGGAAAGCCACAGGAUCUUCUUAAUCUGAGCAGCAUUAAUAAGUGUUAUCACACACACAGAUUCAAAACGCUCGGCGUAGGCAGGGGAACUAAUAACUGCGCUCCUGGAGUCACCAGAAUCCAAUAAUCCCCGGCAAAGACAGUCCACAGGCAGCUCUGCAUUUCAGCACAGCAGGCAUCAUCCCCAGGCAAGGAGCCUUUUGCAGCUGCUCGCUCUCUCCUCGCCUCUGCCCCCCAGAUCCCUGCAGUGACUCCAGAGCCUCCGGCCAGCCCCAGCACCUGGCAGGGGAGGCAGAGCUCUGCCAGCACCGGGAAGUGUGGAGGAGGAUCCGUGGUAGGUGCAGCUCCUGGGAAUCAGGGAAGCUGAUGGAGAGGCAGCACUGAGAGGGAGUUGAUGUGCACACACGGAGCAGCGAGGAGCAGUCCGUCAGGAAACACGGAAUGCAGAGAGAUCCCUGCUCCACUCCUCCGUCUGCCAUUUUAAUUCUGACUUCAGAGCCGGCUGCGAGCGUUGGGUUUUUCACUACAACCAAAGCUGAAGUAACCACGGGGUUUUUUUCUCCUCACAGCGUCUGAAGAGCCUGAGCUAUUUUGGGAUUUGUCUGUACUACACUGAAAAUGACACCUGUUACGCACAGGCACAAAUGAGAAAAAUUACAAGCGCCCGGUUCCUCUGAUAGGAUCCUACAAAAAAUGGGGUGAGAUCCCGUGGGUCAGGGCGGGGUGAGCAGCAGGGGCUCUGCUGUGGGGUGAGGGGGAUGACCCUGCUGAACUGAACAGACACCGGUAUGAGAAAUGUAAAAAGUCUGUAGUAGCUGAUGCAAGGGGAAAUCAAGCCUCCAUGUGACCAGAAGAAGUAGUGCAUGAUCAACUAAAUGCCACAAUACAUGGUUUCUUAUGCAAUCGAGCCCAUGGGACUCCAGGCCUUACACAUCCACUUUGUGGCCAAAGCUGCAGGGAUUAACUCCUUCCUUAAUGACUGGGAGCGAGCACAGGCUCCUGAAAUGAGUCAUCCCCCCAAGCAGGCCGGGCUUUGCUGCGGCUGGAGCUGCCUCUGCUGCUUCCAGUCACCCCCGCUCUCUCAGGAGCCCCAGCACACCGGGCCAGCGCGGAUUUUCCGUGUUCCCACUUCUCCCUGGUGGUUUGCACCAGGCUGUGCAGGCAGGCAGAGCCCGCCUCGAGAUCCAGGGAGCUCCAGAAGUGACACAGCGAGAUGAAACACCAGAUGAAAGCUGGGAGCCUCAGAAGCAGGGCAGUUCACUGGUGCUGUCGGCUCACACCGUUUUUGUCAGGCCUGUGGUGUGUCAGGAAGGUGAAACCGACUUUGAUUCAUCCCAAAUGAUUCUUUUCUGGUUGCUUUCAGGGGAAAUGCAGCGUUUAUUUCAUGGUUUGCUUUCCUUUGAAAAUCACCAGCCCUGGUAUGUUUCUGUCUUUGCCUGACUCCGGGUACUUGCUGGUGGCACUCAGGCUCCCAAGAAGAGCUCAGAGCUGUGAGAAAUGAACUGUGAGAAAUCUUGGGGCAAUGGAAAACUUCAGCCCUCAGAACUGAGUGAUGAGGCCUAAAAACAUAAAGUAAUUUUCUGACACUUUUGGGCAGGAUUUGGCAUUUUCUGGUUCGAGCAUCUUCGACAUUCCACUAUAAAAAUCUAGGCUGCUUUUCUGGUUUAACUGGAGCCCAUUUCCAUGUGUGGAAACUGGUUUGGGUUGGGUUUUUUUUUUAGCUUUUUUUCUUUUCCUUCCAGACUUUAAAAGUAGGAGGCAGAGCUUUGGUUUUAUAAGAACUGCCUAUGAGGAUGCAAAGUCCUGGGCUAGAAAGGAGGCUUGGAAAAUGGGAAUAAUCCAUGGCUGAGGUGUGAGACAGGGGAGAUCAGUGUCACAGUCGGAAUGGCAGGGUAGGGAUCUUCCAAAACUGAGAAUGACCCCAUGGCUGAUCACAGCUGGGCCCUGAGUGCUUACAGUGCUGAUUAAUAAAAUUAAGAGUUUUGAUAGUGCUGAACAUUCUAACCAGACUUCAGGACUUGCAGCUGGGAUAGUUUGGACUGGAUAUUUGGGGAAAAUACCAUUUUUUGAGGAGGGAGGGGUUUGACCCUCCAGGCUGUCCUUGACAGUUCCCUCAGCACCACGAAAGGAUCAGGGACCGAUUCCUCAGCUUCCAGAGGAAGUUUGGGCUUGCUCCUGCUUCUGUGCCAGGCUGUACCUGAAGGUUCAUCCUCCCUUCUCCAGCGUCUCCCGUGCAAUUUUCUGCCGUCACGCUGCGAUGGCCUUAAUAGCAACAACAAAUGGAGUCUGACACUCCCCAAAUGUCACCCUGUGCACAUCAUCAUUGCUGCUGGGGGUGAUAAAAUGACCUGAGGGAGACCUUUGGUGUUUUGAGUGCUGAAGGAAACCCUCGUGGUCCUGCCCGCACUUCCAGCUUCCUGCCGGGGAAGCCUUGGCUCGGGUUUCGGUUUAAAUGCCUUUAAAUGCCAUCGGCCACACCUUCCCCCAGCGCAGGAAGCACGAUUGUUAAAAUCAGGGCAUGUUCCUGUUUCACUGAAAGGCUGAGAUAAAUAAUCCAAAGGCCUCGUUUAUGCCAAGUGAAUUCCUGCCCGGGCUGGAGCAAGUCUGGGCAGCUGUAAAUCUGUAACCCCUCGACCUCAGGCACGGAAGGGGAGGCUUGGCACAAAUCUGUAACCC